Monoraphidium neglectum is the source of this 288-nucleotide messenger RNA. RefSeq lists its product as hypothetical. The record is from RefSeq and is a predicted model, not a curated record. The coding region runs from base 1 to 288 and encodes 95 amino acids. The transcript has 2 exons. Lineage: Eukaryota; Viridiplantae; Chlorophyta; Chlorophyceae; Sphaeropleales; Selenastraceae.
AUGCCCCAAACCUCUGACAGCUCAGCGCCCCCCACCGGCCUCCCCUCGGCCGUAACCGAUACCGUCGCGGCGCCGACGGCCGACGGCGGCACCGUCGUCGUCACCCGCGACCCCGCGACCGGCGGGGCCGCCGCCGCGGCCGCGGAGCCGCCGCCGCCGCCGCCGCCGGCGUACACGGGCAGCAGGAUCAUCUUUUUGGACGCCUCGAACAACCAGCUGGAGGGCGGCGUGCCCCCCACCCUGUUCAACCUCGGAGUGUUCCACUACAUAAAGGACACGCCCUGGUGA